Messenger RNA from Eublepharis macularius, 3345 nucleotides. It is a transcript of the gene PLPP5, whose product is annotated as phospholipid phosphatase 5. Gene Ontology annotation, molecular function: phosphatidate phosphatase activity. Gene Ontology annotation, biological process: phospholipid metabolic process. The record is from RefSeq and is a predicted model, not a curated record. Bases 1 to 807 code for a protein of 268 amino acids. The transcript is spliced from 7 exons. NCBI's taxonomy places the organism in Eukaryota, Metazoa, Chordata, Lepidosauria, Squamata, Eublepharidae.
AUGCGGCGGGUCCCGCGGGCGGGGCUGGCGCUGGCGCUGGAAGUGGGGGUGCGCGCGCUGCUCUUAGGACUUUUCUUGAUCACUGAAAUUCUGCCUCCAUUCCAGCGGGUCAUUCAGCCUGAAGAGAUGUGGCUGUAUAAAAACCCCUAUGUGGAGUCUGACCAUGUGCCCGCCAAGCCGAUGUUUUUCAUUUCCUUUUUAUCUCCUUUGGUCCUGAUUCUUCUGGCCAAAUUCUUCAUGAAUGCUGACCAAGAGGAUACACGGGAAGCAUGUUUAGCGGCCAGCCUGGCUCUUACGCUAAACGGAGUCUUCACCAAUGCUGUGAAACUGGUCGUAGGCAGGCCUCGGCCGGAUUUCUUCUUUCGCUGCUUUCCAGAUGGACGAGCAACUGUUCAGCUGUUGUGCACGGGUGACGCUCAAGUAGUGACAGAAGGACGCAAGAGCUUCCCCAGUGGACAUUCUUCAUUUGCUUUUGCUGGUCUUGCCUUUGGCUCCUUCUAUGUGGCAGGGAAGCUCCACUGCUUUGCGCCUGGUGGCCGUGGGCAGUCCUGGCGCCUCUGUGCCUUUUUAACGCCACUCUUCAUUGCAAUGCUGAUUGCUUUGUCUCGUACCUGUGAUUACAAGCAUCACUGGCAAGAUGUAGUGGUUGGCUCCGCAAUGGGCUUGGGAUUUGCGUACAUUUGCUACAGACAACAUUACCCUCCUCUGACGGAUCCCGACUGCCAUCAACCACUGCAACGCAAGUCCAGACUCUCUGCCCCUGAAAGGCAAAAGCUAACCCUCUCUGGUUUCAACCUUGAUGUAUAAAGAAUGCCCUGGAGGAGAAAGGGGGUACAGUCCUCCACUGGAUCCUGUACCUGGAGGGGAAAAAAUACAUGAUUUCACUUUAAAGGGCCAGCAGCAGCCUCCCUGGGGCUGUGGGCAUGCUCCUUUCCUCUUCUUCAUCAGCCUGUUGGCAGAGAAGAGAGUAUUGCAUUUGGUUUGCACUACAACAGAGGCAAGCCAUCCUCUCAUCCCUGACAGCUGCAAAGGAUCAGCCCUGGAUUCACUCUAAGGCAUGCUGCAAGAAGUGUUUAUCAUAGAACUGUGGAGUGGCAGUGGGAUCUAAUGAUAAUCCAGUCCAGUCCCUUACUGCAAGGCAGGAAACAGCUGCAAAGUACCAGCUCUGGUUAACUCAAGCAAGCUUGGGUGCAUGCUAGAUCACCAUGCAUAAUAACAACAUGUAUGCAGCAUGGCUUUAGCAUGGAGGGCAGGGUACCUUUGUUUUCUGCCUACUCAGCUAGCACCUGCCUUUUUUAAUACUCCCAACUCUGUCUCACACACAGAGGUCAUGUAACAUUUAGAUCUGGCUUUCAGGAGUCUCUAUUCCUCUGGCUGCCUCCAAAAAAUGGCUCUGUGCUCUAAGAUCAGAUUUUUCUUUGCAUAUUUCACAGGACAACUGUAUGGAUCUUGGUAAGUGAUGCCGAAUUUGGAAUCUUGGCCAUUUUAGCAUCCAUUUUGGAAGAUUAUACUGUAGCCUAUGAAGCAAAUCUUGGGAGCUUGGAGGCAGCAGCCAUUGAUGGUAGAGAAACUACAGAUAUGGUGGAGUGCCAAAGUCUUUCUGUGGUCAGCAUGCUCCUAGUUUUGGAGCACGGCUAACUGUUCCCUAACCCUCACUGCAUAUCAGCUUUACUUAGCUUCCCUUUUUCUAUUCAUUCCCUAAUCUGUAUCCUGAAAGAAUGCACAUUCUGAAAACUUGGUAAUGGAAAUGCGCACACAAUCUGGUUCAUUUGUUUUGAAUGUAGAUCUUGCAUAUUUUUGGUGUAGUCAAGCUCUAAUCGUGCCAAGACAAAAGGCAUGCCUGUUGAAUCAGGUCCAGGCUGAUGUACCUUUACAGCAACAAAACCAGGCAGCAGGUUUAUAUUGAGCUUUUUAGGGAUACGCAGGCUGUAAAUACUUUAAAAUAACUUUUUCUAUCAUUCUAGAAAUUUAGAAAUUGCCUUUAGAAAUUGCCUGGGGUUGAAUUUGAGGGCCAAAACCUCACAAGAUGCAGGGGAUCUCUAUUCGGACCCCAGUAUAUGUGUUGUAGUUGAAAAAAAGGGCCACUGUGGGUCAAGGCCAUGAUGCUGGAAAGGGGUUUCUCCCCCCCCCCCCCUAUUAGAAAUGCCCUUCUCCAUCUGCAUUAAGCUGUAGGAUAUAAAUAAAAGCCUGCACCUGGACUAUUUAAAUGACUUUUUAAAGAUUGUUAUUGAUUUUACGGUUUUGUGAUUAAUUCACUGUGUUUUAUGAAUGUUGUUAGCCGCCUUGAGCCCAUUUAUGGGGAGGGUGGGGUAUAAAAUCAAAAAUAAAUAAAUAAAUAAAUAAAACAGAUAUAAAUAAAACAGUCAAAAUAUUGGGUACCCAUCUUUUUCUUAUUCAGGGGCAUAAACUUAAAUCCUGCCUAUGCAGCCCUGCAAAAUCCCCCUCUGCCUCUGAGCUCAGAAAAACAGCAUGGGAGGGAGUGGCUGAAACCUCCCCCCCCCCGCCCAUAUAAUGGCCCCGAUUCAAAUUGGAUCCUGUGGCAUUUGGGAUAAUAAGUUCGCUGCAGCUGCUAUCUGGCCAUAGGGAAUGCAAGUGGGAUCAGGUUAUCCCUCGCCCAAUUCAUGCAAAAACUUAACUGUGUAGGGAGGUUGACUCUGUGGCAUGUGAACAUGGCCUAAUUGAUAACACUCAGAAAUGUCAUGCAAUUUACAGUGCAUGUGAAUCAACACAAAGAAUCCUAUUAGCAGUGCUAGUCAUUUUCCCAUGGAGAAACACACCAUCUGACUCUCCUCCUGACUCGCUUCUAUUAGUGAAUGUACGGAAAUGGAGGAGAGCGUUUUUACACAGAAGCAGCAUGUAAGAUGUAGGCUAGCAUGUUAUUGCACAAAAACAGGAAAAGCAUUUGCCUUUAGAGCUGGUCAUGGUAGGUUGAAAGCAGGAAUUAUAUUUCUUUAAAAUAAACCAGUGGCAUACCAGACAGCCCUGGGAAACCCAAAGCUGAUCCAAAGGAAGGCAGUUUUCUCUUGUUGCUUCCUCUUCUUUUUCCGCAUUAGAAACUAAAAGUAUGUUGCCUCUAGAGAGGGACGUUCCACUCUGCUUUUGCAGGCAACAGCUACCGUCCCAAGUAAGAGAACACUUUGACACCUGCUUAUUUUCAUCUCCUGUUAAAAUGAGGCUAGCCUAAACAUUUGCCGAGGGAAGAAUUGUAGUUUGUAAUGUAAGAAGUACAAUGUUCAGUUUUCCUUUUUAAUAUUUUACAUGUUUUUAGACACCAAAUCAGAUCGUUUGAGUCUCACAGUUGUCAGUUUUUUAAGUGUCCAAUAAAAAAGCCAAUACUUUAAAGAA